Molecule: messenger RNA, 730 nt
Organism: Juglans regia (Persian walnut)
Lineage: Eukaryota; Viridiplantae; Streptophyta; Magnoliopsida; Fagales; Juglandaceae
Product: SKP1-like protein 1
Exons: 1
Coding region: 102-584 (160 amino acids)
Biological process (GO): SCF-dependent proteasomal ubiquitin-dependent protein catabolic process
Cellular component (GO): nucleus; cytoplasm
Molecular function (GO): cullin family protein binding
Source: RefSeq, a predicted model, not a curated record
UAUAAACCCGACUUCUCCACGAAAGCAGUGAGUUCAUCAUUCCCCCCCUAUUCAAUUUCAACCUCUAACAAGUUCCUAUUUCUCGAUAACAUCCAGCGAUCAUGUCUUCGUCGUCGUCAUCGCCGAUGCAGAGUACUGGCCGGAUGCUGAAGUUGAAGAGCAAGGAAGAUGAAACUUUCGAGGUGGAAGAGGCCGUGGCCGUGAAGUCCCAAAUCAUUAAGUACAUGGUCGAGGACGGCGUUUCUAAUGGCACGAUCCCGUUGCCAAAUGUCAACGGCAAGACCCUGGCCAGGGUGCUUCAGUGGUGCCAGAAGCAUGCCGAUCCUACCAUCACCGAGGAUGAACUCGAUAAGUACGACGCUGGUUUUAUCGACGUUGAUCAGGCUGUUCUCUAUGACCUUCUCAUGGCAGCAAACUACCUUAAUAUCGAGGAGUUGUUGAAACUGGCAUGCAUGAGGCUUGCCGACAUGAUUAGAGGAAAAAGCCCGGAUGAGAUACGCAGAACCUUCAACAUCAAGAAUGAUUUCACCCCCGAAGAAGAGGAAGAAGUCAGAAAGGAGAAUGCUUGGGCGCUGGGCCCUUAACUUCUGAUGUGUCUCAAAUAUUUUCUCUUCUUUUUGUUCUUUUUUUGUUUGGUUUUAGAUUGGCUUUGUUUUGACAGAGGAAAACGUUUUGAGCUAGCUGUUUCUUGUCUUGUGUUUGGUAGGGAUGAAAAAUAGAGGUCAGUUCA